AUGCAUGGCUUUGAUUUCCGAAGCAUAUCUCAAUCUGAUUUUGAAGCGAUUGGUCAAACAUACAUUUCAUCAGCACCUGAUCAAAUAACAGCGAUUUGUCUCUCAAAUAGUGAACACACUCCUAUGCAAAUCGAUUAUUUUUUCGAACAAGGAUUUAAAUUUUCUAAAUUUAUUCAUUUACAAUCACUUUCAAUAUAUUAUUUACCUGCCGGACUAUUAGCUCAUCUAAUCAUAGAUGAACUUCAAAAUUUACCAAAAUUUUCUCGUCUCGUCUACAAACCAGUAUACCUGUCAAACAAUUCAUUUGAAGUACACUAUUUCAUUAGUAGUAUUUGGAAUUUAACAAACUUGAAAUAUUGCUGUUUAAAAUUUGAAUUUGGAAGGUCUGUUAUGUGUUUUCCUGUACCAUCCAUAGUUUCUUCUAGUAUUCAAUAUCUAACCUUAGAAAAUAUUGAAAUAUCAUCAAACGAAUUUAUUCAAUUAUGCGAACAAACACCAAAUUUACAAUAUUUAUCCACGACUCUUACUUUCGAAUAUCCUUUCUAUCGUCAAUUGUCAAUCGUUCCUAAAAUCACUAAAGCAUACAUAACUUAUGCUUGGCGAUCGGAUCAACUAAUAACAGUAUUAGAAAUGCUCCCUGCAUUAAGUUAUCUGAAAUUAAAUAUUAAAGAUUUUGUUAUAGAUGGAUAUCAAGUAGAAAAACUUAUUCGAGAAAAUUUACCACAACUGAAAGAUCUGCAUCUUCGUAUGGGACAUACGUUUGAUAAUGGUGAUAAUAAAGAACAAGAAAUUGAUAGAAUAUUAAAUACUUUUCGUAGUCCAUUUUGGAUUGAUGAACAUCAUUGGUUUAUGCAAUGCGAAUGGAAGUCAGAUGGACACAACUGUGUUUUCUAUACAUUACCAUACAUGUUCGAAGGAUACCAAUAUUCAGAACCAAUUUUAUUGAAAACAACUUAUCCUAUUGAAAAUAAACAAUGGCUGAAUAAAACAGUAUAUUCACUUAAUUAUUUUUUAUCAAAUUCCGAUUGCUCUGCGUUAUUAAACAUUCAGUUUCUCAACGCUACAAUUCUUUCUAUUAAACUUCCUAUUAACGAAAAGUUUUGGUCUAUGAUACCAAGUGUUGCUCAAGUAAAAAAUCUUUUUGUAUCAUUCACUGAUAAUGAUGAUGAUAACAAUCGAAAUCAGCUACAAAAUAUACUGAGUCAAAUAACUUGUUUGUCGAUUUUUUACAUUCGUGAACAUCCAUCAAGAGUUUUCAAUAUAUUAUCAUUCGGCAACAAAGAUCUAUCUGCAUUCUUCUUAGAUUUAAUUUCAACUGAUUUCGUAUAUAAUAAUGAUCAAUGUGUUAAAUUAAGUCAACUGUCGUUUGUCACUAAUUGUAAAGCACUUGCUAUUGUUGUUGAAAAUCGAACAUGCGUUACGAAUCUUAUAAACGCAUUGAAUAAUCUUCAAGCAUUGACAGUUGUAUGUCAAGAUGAUAAUUGGAAUGAAGAAUCAAUGUCUGAUGAUGAUGAUGAUGAUGAUGAUGAUGAUGAUGAUGAUGAACUUCUUCAAUGGUUUCAACAACAACUACCAUCUAUAUACAUUAUACUGCGAAGAAGUGAUAUACCACGAAUCAUCGCAUUUUGGAUACGUUAA
Adineta steineri is the source of this 1638-nucleotide messenger RNA. The record is from the annotation of a GenBank genome assembly. Lineage: Eukaryota; Metazoa; Rotifera; Eurotatoria; Adinetida; Adinetidae.